GCCGCCUGCCCCCCGCCUGGGGCGCUCAGCCUCCCCACUCCAGGGCACCGUCCUCACUGCCUGCAGAGAUGCCGUGUGGACAGACGGAGAAGCUCCGGGCUCCACGGACCGCUGACCCAGGAAACCGGGAAGCCGGGGCUCCAGCAGGCCAAGGCCACGCCAGCAACCCCAGCACCAGGAGGCAGGAACCAGGACCAGAGCCUGCAUCUCAGCCUGGACGGCUCCUGGAAGGAGCAGGGGGCAGGACGGGCAGCCACCGAGGUCCACCCUCACUGCCCCUGCACUGUCAGCCUUAUCCUGGCGUGUGUCACUCGGGGGCCUGGCGAAGGAAACGGUCACCGUGGGCCGGACAGGCGUGGACGGGAGUGGAGGAGGGUCGCGGUGAGGAGGGAGGGCGCGGCCGGCUCAGGUACAGGGCAGGGCCGCACGGAGCAUCUGGACGCCCAGGCAGCGUCCACGGAGGGAGUGAGAUGGGACGAGAGGGGCCUGCCACUCCGCCAUUCCCAUGGCAACAGUAUCUCCCAUCCCACAAGCUCUUCCAGAACCUUGUCAUGCAUGUCCUCACCCCUUGCCCCUGGGCAAGCCGUUGUGACUUUCCAAUUAUAUCACGUGGAGGAAGUCACUUGCUGUAACCUCUAGGCUCCCCCUUGUCCUCUGGA
This is a messenger RNA of Lemur catta (Ring-tailed lemur), 659 nucleotides long. Its product is annotated as translation initiation factor IF-2-like. The transcript has 2 exons. The record is from RefSeq and is a predicted model, not a curated record. Lineage: Eukaryota; Metazoa; Chordata; Mammalia; Primates; Lemuridae. Bases 69 to 632 code for a protein of 187 amino acids.